GCGCGGGCUUGCCUUUUCUCUGUGGUGCUUGUAGAGAUUAAUUAGCAGGCCCCCCGCAUCUCGUCCCCCUUACCGUCUACUGCAUCUCGUCGGGGUUCAUCUCACCGGCGAGAACACUGGAAUCGUCACUCCGCCCGGCCGGAAUCGCAGAUCCGUAGCUCCCUCGCUUGCCUCUCCUUCCUGCUGCAACUCUUGUCUGCUCACCGGUGAUGGUCUGAUCCGCUGCCGGGAGCUCCUCCGAGGAGAGGUCGUCUAGGGCUUGGCCCUGUUAGCCUCAUUCCUUUCCUUUUGUUUGAGAUAUUGUGCAGAUUGCAAAUGCUGGGAUUGUGUAGGAGUGAGGACUAUCUUUGUGCAUGAGGAUCUGAUAAGAAGCACGGCAAGAUGUACGGGAAGACUCUUCCACAUCAUAUCUCUGAUUCCAACAGGAGGAUUAUCGAGACGAGUGGUCCGUCAAGGCGGGUCUAUCAAGUGUGGGAAGGAAGCAACAAAUUCUUUCUGGGAGGGCGGCUUAUAUUUGGUCCAGAUGCGAGAUCUCUGGUGCUUACAAUAAGUCUUAUCAUAGUUCCAGUUAUCCUCUUUGCUAUAUUUGUCUCACAGAAGCUGGUUAAUGAGUUCCAUCAUUAUGGAACUCUCAUUAUAGCUAUCACUCUUAUCUUUGCUGCAUAUGAUAUUAUUCUUCUCUUUCUUACUUCUAGCAGAGAUCCAGGAAUUGUUCCUCGUAAUGCACAUCCUCCUGAACCAACGGACAAUGGUAAUAUCUCACCCAGUUUAUGUGCGGACUGGCAAGGGAGUCAUGGUGGCUCCUCAAGUUUGCCACCUACCAAAGAUGCCUUUGUAAAUGGCAUUAUCAUAAAGGUCAAAUAUUGCAACACUUGCAUGCUUUAUCGCCCCCCUCGUUGCUCCCACUGCUCAAUCUGCAACAACUGUGUGGAGCGCUUUGAUCAUCAUUGUCCCUGGGUCGGGCAGUGUAUCGGAAGAAGGAACUAUCAUUUAUUCUUUAUGUUCGUGUUUUCAACAACCAUUCUAUGCCUGUAUGUCUUUGCCUUCUGCUGGGUCAACCUGAAAAAGAUUAUGGAAGCAUAUGAAUGCAAUCUCUGGGCAGCUGUUCUGAAGUCACCUGUUUCUGGCAUUCUCGUCAUUUAUACAUUCAUAGCCACUUGGUUUGUUGGGGGCUUGACAGCCUUCCACUUAUACUUAAUUUGCACCAAUCAGACCACAUAUGAGAAUUUUCGAUAUCGCUAUGAUGGCAAAAUGAAUCCUUAUAACCAUGGGUGCAUCCAUAAUGUUAAGGAGGUCCUCUUCUCAUCAGUUCCCAAGUCCAUGAAUAAUUUCAGAGCAAAGGUGAAAGAGGAUUCAGCUGGAUUCACCUCAUCGCGUUCUUUGGGGCGUGUUGUGAGUCCAGAUAUGCCGAAGACAAGCUUUGACCUAGAGAGUGGUGGGAAAAGGCAUACCGUGGCUGCAGAGGAGCUUGAAGACAUUCAGAGCCAGUUCGAGAUCGGAGCGUCAGAAAGAUGCGAUACCCAACCACCACACUCAAGCUGGCCUGGUGAUAAAGGCAAUUGGGAAAUAACACACGACAUCGAGGCACUGGCUGCUGAAUUUGGAAUGGAGCAUGGAUAUGGGGACACAGGAAAUACACGGGGGAUUCCUUGAAAUGAUGUUGAGAUGCAGAUUGAUAGUUGCUAAUCCAGCUAACUGGGAUCCAUUCUAGGAGUGGUCAGACGUGAAACAAAAAGCCUUUUGUCUGAUUCAUGCUGCGAAUGGUUAACGAAGGACGAGUUUGUAUCCAGUAACAUGAUGCAGCAUCAACUGUAUACACGUAGUUGAUAUGGAGUUGGAGGUGUUUGUAAAUGUCUGCAUGUGCUGUUGUUUUCUUGGGAAUUCAAUCUUUUCAUCUGUCCUUUUUCUUCUUUAUUGUAUUGGGACCAAGAUACUUCUUAGCCUGUUCAAGGUCAAGGCCAAGGCCAAGGCCAAGUAGAACUUGAUGUUAGUUGUGGGUCUGUGUGUAAACUUCAACUCAUUUCUUGCAGAACAGCUACCGAGAAGUUGGGUUGAAUUUGGUGAGGAUUUCAUUGA
Musa acuminata AAA Group (dessert banana) is the source of this 2076-nucleotide messenger RNA. RefSeq names its product probable protein S-acyltransferase 7. The record is from RefSeq and is a predicted model, not a curated record. Gene Ontology annotation, cellular component: endoplasmic reticulum; Golgi apparatus. Gene Ontology annotation, biological process: protein targeting to membrane; peptidyl-L-cysteine S-palmitoylation. The transcript is spliced from 6 exons. Gene Ontology annotation, molecular function: protein-cysteine S-palmitoyltransferase activity. Lineage: Eukaryota; Viridiplantae; Streptophyta; Magnoliopsida; Zingiberales; Musaceae. Bases 382 to 1653 code for a protein of 423 amino acids.